Messenger RNA from Fraxinus pennsylvanica, 615 nucleotides. The record is from the annotation of a GenBank genome assembly. Lineage: Eukaryota; Viridiplantae; Streptophyta; Magnoliopsida; Lamiales; Oleaceae.
AUGGAGAAAACAAUGAUGUUUACAUUCUUCCUUGCUGCACUAUUCUCAACAAAUUUCUUCACAGGUUCUUCUAAGCCAGUGCUUGACACGGAGGGCUAUCCAGUUCGACCCGGCGUCAAGUACUACAUACUUCCACCUUCCCCGGGCGCAGGGGCCGGCCUUACUUUAGCAACCAACAAAGGCGAAUGUCCCUACGAAAUCGUUCAAAUUGUGAGCGAGCCCUCCAAUGGCCUUCCCGUUACCUUUUCCCCUGCCAAUGCACGCGACAGAGUUAUCCAACUCAACAAUGAUUUGAAUAUAAAAUUCACUGAUUUUCAGCAGAAGGAGACGACAUGCCACGAAUCCCAGGUCUGGAAAUUCGACUCCAGCCAGCAACAGGAAGCGGGUUCGUUCGUGACAGUUGGUGGAGUUGAAGGGAGACCUGGGCCAGAAACUUUGCCCAUCUGGUUCAAGAUUCAGAAGGAACGUAAUAAUUACUAUAAGAUUCAGUACUGUCCGUCAGUUUGCAGAAGGUGCAGGGUUAUGUGUGGCGAUGUUGGUCCGGUAUUCCAAGAUAAUAGAAAACGUUUGGCUGUGAACACAUCCCCGCUCAGCGUUGUCUUCAAGAGGGCAUAA